AUGGCCAUUAAAGAUUCCUCCAUCGUCAGAUGGCCACCCAAGCUACGGGGAGACCCAACAACCAGGAACCCAAAUGUUUAUUGUCACUUUCAUCAGGACCAUGGUCACAACACAGAGAACUGUAGAAACCUCUGUGAUAAGAUCGAAGAACUCAUCCUCCGAGCGUACUUGAAAAAAUACAUUUUGCACGAGGAGAAAGGACAGGGGGACCGAAAAAAAGAUGUCCCAGAGAGCAGCAAGCAGAACGAGCAGCCACCUCGCCCGCUACUAGAAGAAAGACUGAUCCGCGGGGUGAUCAAUAUGAUCACUAGAGGAUCCAUUGUAGCGGGGUGCACAACAGCAACAGGAAAACCUUCAGUCCGAGAACUGGAGAACGAGGCAGAGAACCCACCCAAGCGACCUCAGAUCAAAGAACCCAUUUAUUUUACCGAGGACAAUGCCCGUGGGAUUCAGUAUCCUCAUGACGACACCCUAGUCAUAAAGAUGAUCAUCAAUGACUUCGAAGUGAAGCAGAUCUUGGUGGACUCAGGCAGUUUGACCGAUAUCCUCUUCAAAGGAACCUUUGACAAGUUGCAACGACAACAGAGCGAUCUAAAACCAGCAGAUGCCCCACUAGUAGGGUUCAGCGGAGAGGAAGUCAGGCCUAUAGGUCGGGUCAUAGUACCAGUGGAGGCGGGCACAUGGCCGACUAUUGUCCGGUUCAAGCACACAUUCUUGGUGGUCACGACUCCAUCCCCCUACAACGCAAUCAUAGGUCUGCCUAUUACACAUGUCUUACGCGCAAUAGUGUCAACUUACUAUCUCGCAAUGAAGUUUCCGACAGAUUAUGGAGUAUGGGUCAUACGAGGCGAUCAGCUCGAAUCCCGAAAGUAUUGUGGUUGCCCUCAAGGGAAAAGCAAAACUGGCAAAAGACGUCGAACUGGAGCAACCAGCAGACUACACCGAGGAGCGAGCUGCCCCGAUGGAAGAGACGACCCACAUAUCGGUUUCUGA
Molecule: messenger RNA, 993 nt
Organism: Nelumbo nucifera (sacred lotus)
Lineage: Eukaryota; Viridiplantae; Streptophyta; Magnoliopsida; Proteales; Nelumbonaceae
Source: RefSeq, a predicted model, not a curated record